Molecule: messenger RNA, 917 nt
Organism: Lactuca sativa (garden lettuce)
Lineage: Eukaryota; Viridiplantae; Streptophyta; Magnoliopsida; Asterales; Asteraceae
Product: dirigent protein 22
Source: RefSeq, a predicted model, not a curated record
AUUUUGUUCAACUUAGUUCGAUUUUUUUUCUUGUUUGGUUGAUAAUGGGAUGUAAUAGACAUCAUUGAUCAUUCCCCUUCAAAUACCAUACUCCUACCAUAAAUAGCAAACAUAGUGGCCUUAUAACACAGACCACAAACACUCUCCAUUCCAUCAUCACAAUGGCUCCCUUCCUAACUUCCACUCUCUAUUCCCUCUCCCUAACCCUAAUUUUAGCUGCCUCAGCCACCGCUAACCUCCCUUUCUCCGACCACUUCGUAGAAACAAAACCAUCAACAACCACCAGAAAAAUGACACGCCUUCAUUUCUACUUCCAUGACAUUGUGAGUGGCAAGAACCCAACUGCUAUCAAAAUAAUCGGGCCAAAAAGUUUGUUUGGAACAACUGUAGUCAUCGAUGACCCUUUGACUAUAGACACCAAGCCUGAUUCGUUGGUGGUGGGAAGAGCUCAAGGACUCUAUGCUAUGGCUUCUCAACAUGACUCGGGUUUACUCAUGACUAUUAAUUUUGUUUUUACUUAUGGAAAGUACAAUGGAAGUGCGCUUAGUGUUAUGGGUCGAAACCGUGUGUUUGAUGUGGUGAGGGAAAUGCCGGUUGUUGGAGGAAGUGGAGUCUUUAGAUUUGCUCGUGGCUAUGCACUUGCGAGCACUGUGAGGUAUAAUUUGAAAACUGGAAACGCCGUGGUCGAGUAUAAUGUCACUGUGAUGCAUGAUUGAAAAAGUUAAACUCUUUUGUCCUUACAUAUUGUCUUAAUAGAGGUUAAGUAUGUGAGAAUUGAUAAAUGAGGUCUAGGUUUCCAAACAUGAAUAUCACAUCCAUAUAACCAUAACCACAACACUAUGAUUUGUGCCCUUCAUGUUAGUUGUGGGUCUCAUCUUGUAUUGUGAUAUCUAAGUUAAAGUUCACCAUUUGAUGCA